This is a messenger RNA of Diabrotica balteata, 945 nucleotides long. The record is from the annotation of a GenBank genome assembly. NCBI's taxonomy places the organism in Eukaryota, Metazoa, Arthropoda, Insecta, Coleoptera, Chrysomelidae.
AUGAUUUCAAUAUUUAAAUUUUAUAAUCCAGAUAAACCAAUAUGCCGUUCAGAGCAAAAACGUAUUUAUGGCGUGGCUAAAACAGAAAAAGUUAAAGUUCUCUGCGAAGUUGAGUCCUAUCCCCCUCCAGAUAACUUCAAAUGGCUCUUUAACAACUCAGCAGAAUCCUCAGAUGUUCCCGCCACUCGAUACAAGACAGGCCUGCAUAGAUUCAUCUCGACGUUGACGUAUACUCCCAUGAACGAAAUGGACUACGGCACUGUAAUGUGUUGGGCGAACAAUUUGGCAGGAAAACAGCAGGAGCCAUGUAUAUUUCAUAUUAUUCCUGCUGGGAAACCUGAUCCGCCCUAUAAUUGCACUAUAGUUAAUAUGACAAAUGAGUCGCUAGAGGUGGAGUGCACUGAUGGGUUUGACGGUGGCCUUCCACAACAUUUUAUAUUAGAAGUAUAUGAUUCGGGGAACGGGCUCUCAUUAGCGAAUGUCUCAUCCAAAUUUCCCGUCUUCAUCGUGAGCGGUCUUGAUCCAGGAAAGUCUUUAAAAAUGAUUGUUUAUGCUGCAAAUAGUAAAGGAAAAAGUGAACAAAUCCCAUUGGAAGGGUUUACGUUAAACAUAGCUGAAAAACAAACUGUUCUGUCAUUGGGUACAAAAGACAAUAUAGAGAUCGCACCCAUUCUAGGCAUCCUUGUCGGGAUCGUAACUGCCCUUCUUCUAGUAACAGUUGUUGUGUUGGGGGCUAUUAGGAUAAGAACAGCGCGAAGGGAAGGCUCCCGAGCUCUUCGUCCGUCCUUUUUUAAUGCAAAGGAGAAAGUCACUUUGCCUUUACGAUCUGAAUCAGAGGAUCUUUUUGAUAAAGAUGAUAAGAAUCCUGAUGUGAUACCUAGUAAUAAGGAAGAAUCAGAUAUAAUACAUAUACUGGAUAAAGAAAGAAAUCUAGAAAAUAUGUAA